Molecule: messenger RNA, 1890 nt
Organism: Prorocentrum cordatum
Lineage: Eukaryota; Dinophyceae; Prorocentrales; Prorocentraceae
Source: the annotation of a GenBank genome assembly
AUGGCGGCUCUGCACGGCGGCAUUACCCUCGAGUGGCGCGAUGUCACGUACAGGCUCCCGCCGGGCAAGGCGGGCGGAGUCGGCGCCACCAUCCUCAGCGGGGUGCACGGGCGCUGUGCGCCGGGGGAGCUGCUUGCCAUCAUGGGCCCCUCGGGCAGCGGCAAGACCAGCCUGCUGAACGCGCUGGCGGGCCGCACCCCGAAGGCAAAGGGCGCAGUGCUCACGGGCACGGUGGCGCUGGAGGCAAAGAGCGCGGCAUUCCACUCGUCGCAGGUGGACCUGGCCGCGAUCGUGGCGUACGUCGAGCAAGAGGACGCGCUGUUCGCUCUGAGCACCGUAGAGGAGACUCUCAUGUUUGUGGCCCUGUUCCGCAUGCCAAGCUCAAGCUACCAGGAGCGCAAGAGUCGCGUGGACCAGAUCAUUGACACGCUCGGCUUGAAAACAGCCCGGAACACUAUCCACGACAAGCCUGGGCAGCGCGGCAUUUCCGGCGGCGAACGGAAGCGCGUGAGCUUGGGCGUAGAGCUGCUGCACGCGCCACGGCUGGUUUUCGUGGACGAGCCGACCUCGGGCCUCGACAGCUUCCAGGCGCAGAACGUGAUGGUCUUCCUGAAGGAGCUGGCGCGAGCCGGGCACACCGUGGUGUGCAGCAUCCACCAGCCACGGAGCAGCAUCUGCCAGCUCUUCGACCAAGCCGUGCUCCUCGCUGGUGGUCGCACCGCGUACGUUGGCGCAGCCGGCCACGCCUGCGCAGAGCACUUCUCGGGCGUUCGUGAACUCCCGAACUUCAGUCGCAUCGGGUUGCCCGUACCCUUGGACUUCAACCCAGUGGACCACUACCUCGAUGUGACGAGCGUCGAUUCUCGGAGCUCCGACAGGGAGGCGCAGACCAAGCGGACAGUUGAGCACAUACUCUCGCAGUGUCCAGCCCCGCCUGCAGCGCCCGUCCCGCUGAAGCCAGCAGGCAUUCUGGCACCUCCUGAGCUGAACAGGCCCAGCACAGUUCGCGUGCCACACACCAUGGCGUUCUGGCUGCUGCUGCAGCGGACCUGGCGCGAGAACACUCGGGACAAGGCAACGUUGGGCUUCAAGUAUGCGGCGAACGUGUUCUUCACCGCUCUGUAUUGCUACAUGUAUUGGCAGAUGGAUAUGUCGCAAACCUCUCUGCAGAGCCGCGUCGGCCUGUGUUUCUUCAUGGCCCAGAAUCAAGCGUUCGGGAGCGUCAUCGGCACCGCGAAUGCGAUCCCAACGCAGCUGAAGGUGGUGUCGCGCGAACGAGCGGCGAGACUCUACGACGUAUUCCCAUUUUACGUGGCCACCUGCAUAGUCCAGUUGCCCUUGGAGCUCUUCCCGCAGCUGUUCUUUGGUCUGAUACUGUACGCUGCGACUGGCCUGCGCCCAGGGUGGGAUCACGCGCUCAUCUACGUGGCGGUUUUGGUAGCGGAGAACUUCGCGGGCAUCGCGCUGGGCAUGCUCCUCAGCGCCUCCCUAGAUGACACGAAACAGGUGCCCCAGGUGGCUCCCCUGUUCGUGGUGUUCCAGCUGCUGUUCUCUGGUUUCCUGCUCAAUCAGGACAGCAUCCCGAGCCUCCUCCGGCCCAUAAAGCACGUUACGUUCAUUCGGUACGCAUUCCAAGCAUUGGCCGUGAACGAGUUUCGGGGCAACAACGGUUUCGUCUGCGACAGGGGCAUCUUCCGAAUGUGCCUGCAGGGGGACGAUUGGCUGAAUCAACUCUCCUUCGAGGACGUGAGCAUAACGUGGAACCUAAAGGCGAUGAUGGGAUUGAUCAUCGGCUUCAAUGUUCUUGCGUUCCGGAUCUUGGUUUCGAAAAAGCCGCAGUUCCUCAAAAUGGUAAUGUCCAAGGUGCCAGCACAGGACGCCGUGAUCGGA